Cylicocyclus nassatus is the source of this 396-nucleotide messenger RNA. The record is from the annotation of a GenBank genome assembly. Lineage: Eukaryota; Metazoa; Nematoda; Chromadorea; Rhabditida; Strongylidae.
AUGCAGAGUAUACAAGAGAAGUUUUGGAUAGUUUUGCGGCUUCAGUUAUAUGUGAUAUACUUGCUUCUCCAACACUCCUACCAGAAAAUCAAAGAGGUUUUCGGAGUAGCGGCUGCUAUUGCUGAUAUUCCAGAUGGACAUGUUAGAAUGUUCAUCUAUUAUCUGGCGCUGGAUCCGGGAGAAAUUGCAAAAAGAAAUGAUUUCGUGCUAGCAGGAGGACAUUUCGAAAGCAUCGAGCUAAUGAACAAUUCACAGUGGAGCGUUUACUGUAUUGAAAGAGCGUUGGCUGUAGCCGAAGUGAAACGAAGCGAUAAGUUUGCUGAGGCCUUGGAGAAACAAUCACAGCCAAAAACCCACUUUUCACGAACACAGCUCGCUGUGGUAGUACGUUGUUAG